Messenger RNA from Durotheca rogersii, 1347 nucleotides. Its product is annotated as aminotransferase family protein-like protein. The record is from RefSeq and is a predicted model, not a curated record. Bases 1 to 1347 code for a protein of 448 amino acids. NCBI's taxonomy places the organism in Eukaryota, Fungi, Ascomycota, Sordariomycetes, Xylariales, Xylariaceae. The transcript has 2 exons.
AUGGCGAGGACAACGCCCUUCGGAAGGGAAAUACGUCGAGCACACUUCAACUUCGCGCCCUCCUAUACUCCACUGAACCACGGGUCUUUCGGUGCCUUCCCCUCAAGUGUCCGGGAGUAUCAGCGGAGGCGGCAAGACGAAACCGAGGCCAAACCCGAUACCUUCCUCCGCUUCACGUACCCCAGACUCCUACGGGAAGCAAGGGAGGCCGUCGCCCCCUUACUGGGCGCUGAGACCAACGAGGUGGUCUUCGUACCCAACGCCCUCACCGCGAUUAACACCGUCCUGAGGAACCUGACGUACGAGGAGGGCGAUGUUAUAUUGCAUUUCAGCACCAUCUACGACGGGUGUCUGAAGACCAUACAGUCUCUCGAGGAGACCACCGAGGCCCGCGCCUAUUGCAUCGAGCUCACCUACCCGGCCGAGGAUGACGAAAUUGUGCAUUCGUUCCGUACCGCAAUUCUCAGAAUUCUGAGCCAGGGCGGAACUGCCAGGCUGGCCCUGUUCGACACCGUGAUAAGCUUCCCCGGUGUUCGUUUCCCGUGGGAAUCGUUAGUGUCUGUAUGCAAAGAAUACAAUAUCCUCAGUUGCAUAGAUGGUGCACACGGAAUAGGCCACAUCGAUUUGCGCCACGUCCCCGAUGUUGGGCCAGAUUUCUUCAUUACCAACUGCUACAAGUGGCUCAUGGUGCCUCGAGGGUGCACAGUGCUAUACGUGCCUUACCGCAACCAGGCUCGCAUCAAGACGACGUACCCAACCUCGGAAGGGUAUCUCCCGCGCGCCCAGCGAGGAGCCCUUUCCAGCGAAAGCUAUUUCGUCAACCUGUUUGAGAGGGUCUCCACCGUAGAUGUCACACCUUAUCUCUGCGUCGUGGAGGCUCUGAGAUUCCGAGACCAGGUAUGCGGCGGGGAGGCGCGAGUCCGCAACUAUUCUCAGGAUGUUGCCAGAGAAGGCGGCAAGUUGAUGGCAGCAGUCCUGGGAACGGAGGUCCUCGAGAACAGGACAGGAACGCUUCGAGGUUGCUGCUUCGCGAAUGUGAGGCUACCUUUAGAAGUAGCCGACACGCAGCACGAGGGGGGGCGCGAGGGCAAGGUCCCAGCCGAGGACGCGAAAGCUGUGGCUGACUGGAUCACCAGAACGUCGGUGGACGAAUUCGACACCUUUAUAGCGACGAGAUACUACGCCGGCGCUUUCUGGGUUAGAAUCUCGGGCCAGAUUUACCUCGAACGGGCAGAUUUCGAAUGGGCCGCCACCGUCCUGCUUGAACUCUGCAGCCGGGUGACCCAACAGAAGGCACAUUAUGAUAUAGCUGACGUAGAACGCGACGACUUCCUUCUCAUUCGAUAA